Molecule: messenger RNA, 3931 nt
Organism: Hemicordylus capensis (graceful crag lizard)
Lineage: Eukaryota; Metazoa; Chordata; Lepidosauria; Squamata; Cordylidae
Gene: RPN2
Product: ribophorin II
Exons: 18
Coding region: 213-2147 (644 amino acids)
Biological process (GO): protein N-linked glycosylation
Cellular component (GO): oligosaccharyltransferase complex; membrane
Source: RefSeq, a predicted model, not a curated record
CUCAAUAGGAGCACAGCUCUCGCGCUCACCGCAGGUUUAUAUCCCUAUGGCUGCUCUGCUGUUUUCUGUGCGGGAAGGUCAAGUUGGUCUACCUCCCCGGGUACUGGGCUUUUCCUUAGAGGCCAGUAUUGCACCGGGUCGAGUGGUACGUUCCGGUGCUCCGGGCGGAAGUGUGCUCUUCUUCCCGUAGUGCAGAAGAGGCGAAGGGGAAAAUGGCGGCUCUGGGAUGUCUCACACUUUUCAUCUUAGCUUUAAUAUUUGUGGCCAACAUCCGAGCUCUGACUCCUAGCCAUUAUCUCACAAAACACGAUGUCGAGAGGCUACGAGCUUCCUUGGAGCGUCCAUUCUCUGAUUUGGAGGGGAGUUAUUACUCCAUUGUAGGACUCAACAAAUUAGGAGGGCAAGUGGCUGACCAGAAGGCUGCUUGUACCUUCAUCAAAUCUAAGCUGGACCCUAAUAGUAUUGAUUCCCUCUUCUAUGCUGCACAAGCCAGCCAGGCAUUGUCUGGAUGCGAGAUUGCCAUUUCAAAUGAGACCAGAGAGCUCCUGCUUGCCGCUGUGAGUGAGGACUCCACCGUCACUCAGAUCUACCAUGCUGUGGGAGCCUUGAGUGGCUUUGGGCUCCCUCUCGCCUCCCAAGAAGCCCUGAGUGCCCUCACUUCUCGUCUUAGCAAGGAAGAGAAUGUCCUGGCAACAAUUCAGGCGUUGCAGACAGCAUCAUACUUAUCCCAGCAGGCAGACUUGAGAGGCAUUGUAGAAGAGAUAGAGGAUCUUGUUGCCCGACUGGAUGACCUAGGAGGAGUUUAUCUGCAGUUUGAAGAAGGACUUGAGACAACUGCAUUGUUUGUGGCUGCUACAUAUGGAUUGUCUGACCAUGUAGGGACAGAACCAGCAAUGAAAGAGGAUCAAAUCAUCCAGGUGGUGAAUGCAAUUUUCAGCAAGAAGAACUUUGAGGUUCUUUCUGAAGCCUUCAGUGUGGCUUGUGCCGCAGCUUCCCUUUCCCAGAAUCAUUACCACUUGCCAGUCAUUGUCGUCCCUGCUGGGCCUGCUGCUGUGUCUCACCAUCAACCCAUACUUGGGCUCCAAGUGACCAAUGUUAUGUCGCAGCCACUGACUCAAGCUAGUGUAAACUUAGAGAAUGCAAAAUCUUCUGCUACUAAAGCUGCUGUCCUUCAUCAGACUCCCUUUACCUUGUCUGGAGAUGCCUUUGAGCUGAACUUCAUGAAUGUUAAACCUGCCAGCGGCUAUUACGAUUUUGCGAUCAGUGUUAAUGGGGACAGUCGAUUUAUUGCAAACAAAGUUGAGUUGAAAGUCAAAGUCUCAACAGAAGUUGGCAUUACAAAUGUGGAUCUAUUUACUGUGGAUAAAGAUCAGAGCAUUGCACCAAAAACGACCAGGGUAGCUUACCCAGCUAAAGCCAAAGGAUCCUUCACUGCUGACAGCCAUCAGAAUUUUGCCUUGUCCUUCCAGCUGGUGGAUGUGAACACUGGAGCAGAACUCAUCCCCCACCAGACCUUUGUACGGCUUCACAAUCAGAAGACGGGGCAGGAGGUGGUCUUUGUGGCAGAACCAGACAGUAAAAACAUCUACAAGUUUGAACUGGACACUUCAGAGAGAAAAACAGAGUUUGACUCAGCCUCUGGGACCUAUGCUCUUUAUUUGAUCAUUGGUGAUGCUACUCUGGAAAAUCCAGUCCUCUGGAAUGUGGCUGAUGUUGUUAUCAAAUUCCCAGAGGAAGAUGCUCCAUCCACAGUUCAAUCAAAGAGCCUUUUCACUCCCAAGCCAGAGAUACAGCACCUGUUCAGGGAACCGGAGAAGAGGCCUCCCACUGUUGUAUCCAACACAUUCACAGCCUUGAUACUUUCUCCUCUGCUUUUGCUCUUCAUUCUGUGGAUAAAGAUCGGGGCUAACAUCUCCAACUUCAGCUUUGCUCCCAGCACUAUUAUCUUUCAUCUUGGUCAUGCAGCAAUGUUGGGGCUCAUGUAUGUCUACUGGACUCAGCUCAACAUGUUUCAGACCCUGAAGUACCUGGCCAUUCUGGGCAGUCUCACCUUCCUAGCAGGCAACAGAAUGUUGGCUCACAAAGCAGUGAAAAGGAUCGCUGCAGAACAGAGCAGUAGGUUGGCAAAGUAUAGGACGCUGCGAUAAAAGGGGUUGUACUAGUGACCAGCUCUUCCUAGAAUAAGAUGCCCGAACCAAAAUAGCUUCAGAAACAAAUCUGCUCUUCAUUCAUAGCCCCACUGAUUAAACAACCCAAGUUCUUGGAGACCGAUCAGCUAAUUAAUGGUUGCAACCCCAUUGUGUACAGAGUGGUUGUGUCUGAUGUGGGACAAAAUAAAUGGGAAACACUCCACUGUGCGUUUUCCCUGUGCCAAGGGUGUUUUGGCUAGAGGGGAACAUAGUGAAAGCUUUUAUUGCACAAGCUUGCUUUAAUGUGGCUCUAUCAAUGUUGCUUUCCUGAUCUGCCCUGUCUCGGCUGGCUCUCUAACCAGACAUCUCGGGAAGAGAAUGGGGAGACUCGAGUGGUCUAGAGAAGGAGGAACCCAGCCUAGACCUUUUGGUCUCAGUUGGGUGUAAAGCGAAGUGUUGCAGCAUCAUUGCUGUCGGCAACACAGGAAUGUAUCCUGUGUUUUAUUUAUAUCUAUCUAUGCAAACCACUUUGGAAACUUUUGAAAAGCGGAAUAUAAAUGUCCAUCGUUGUAUUCGUUGUAUCCGAAGUCAGGGCUACAGAACAAAAUAGCUUUUCUGUUUGCUUCAGAGUAACAAUUGUAGUUUCGUUUUUGCUUUUCAAAGCCUUGUCUUUCAUUUCUGCUGUGAGUUGGUAAUCUGACAAGUUUCAUUUUACAUGGGAUUCAGGACUCCACAAUUCUACACUACAGAAAGAAAUUUUUGAUUCUGCAUGUUUACCGAUAAACGACUGGAAUUUUUUUGUUGUUGUUGCUCCAGUUAAUUCUUGGACCCCUCCUCUGACCUUGUUCUCAUGCUUUUACACAACUGCUGCCCCUGCCCAGUAUCCAAUGUGCUGCUUUCCCCUCCACUUUUUCCAGUCAGACUGAUAUCAUGUUAAUUUUUGAAGGAGUAAAAAUGUUCAUAAUAUUUAUUUAGACUGCAAAAUCCUAGGUUUUGAAAAGCUGAGGCUCUUGGGAAUUUAGUAGGAACAUGAUUCUGAAUUUAAAACAAGGCUCUGCAGUUCAGGAACAUGUUGAUUGGCCGAUAUGCCCAUGUGUGCCCUGGAAUGCUCCAUGACAUGGACUGCCUGGCACACUGGGGGCGGGGGGGUGUAUGCGCACGUGCGUUAAUUUCUCUGCAUGCAAUAGCUUCAUAUCUCAUGCAUUACCGUGCAUUCUUCCUGGUUUGGAAAAGGAGUUUGGAAAAAUUGUGAAGCAUUUUCAGGCAGCCUAAACUUUUGAAGUUUAAGUAUCUCUGAGACCACUGAAAGCAUUGUCCCUGGUUCGUUUCAGUGCUCUAACCAACUGUUCACAUGUUUUUUCUGUGCAGCUACCAGGACUAGACACUUACUGCUUUUAAAAUGAAAGCUGAGACUUUUCCAGGAUGUCAAAUUUAGUAUUGCAUCUCAGGUCCUGCACUUGUGCAGUCAUCCCAUUAGAUACAGAGAGUAUGUGCAAUCUUGCGCAUACUAGCAUGGAUAAAAUCCAGUCUAGAUUAUGGAUAUAAAACUUGAGAUUGCGCAGCUCAUUUAGUCUUGUGUACUUUAGGAUAUAAACAUUCAUUCUUGUAAGUCCUGGGUAUUUAAUCUUAGAAUAUUCACUAUGAGAGCACAGUUGCUCAAGAGAAGAACUUCUUGUUGCAAAUUUCAAAGAAGUUAAUCCUUCCUGGAAAUUUCCAGAAGCACACAUUUGUCUGUUUCAUACAUAAUCAUGAGUGAUUGACAAGUGAUCUAGUUUGGAGCUGAUGUAAUAUAAUAAUAAUAC